Molecule: messenger RNA, 561 nt
Organism: Aspergillus viridinutans
Lineage: Eukaryota; Fungi; Ascomycota; Eurotiomycetes; Eurotiales; Aspergillaceae
Product: putative calcium/calmodulin dependent protein kinase
Exons: 2
Coding region: 1-561 (186 amino acids)
Biological process (GO): protein phosphorylation
Molecular function (GO): protein kinase activity; ATP binding
Source: RefSeq, a predicted model, not a curated record
AUGGUUGACUGCCAGCGCAAUGGUCAAGAUACUGCAAUCGAACGGGUUCAGAUCAUCGACCUUGAAAAUGCUGCUUAUCUUCCCAAAGGUAGAUGUAUCAAAGGUAUGCUUGCUGGCAACGACAACUGGCGAAGUCCCGAGGAACACGUCAAGGGGGAGCUUAAUAAGCCGACUGACAUUUUCUCAUUUGGGGUCGUUUGCAUCUAUGCUAUGCUCAGGCGCGUCAUCUUUGGUCCUGAUGAUGAUUUCAGGAAACAUCAGAGCCAGGGUGCACUGCCCGCCUUCAUUCGCCUGCAACGUCAAGUGUCGUAUUUUGGAGACCCUGAAGGGAUCAACGGUCUUUUAAAACACAUCGGCGAUGAUGAGAUUAGUUGCCAGAUCCUAAGGAUGCUAUGGGAUGAAAGGGCUGAGGAACACAUCCCAUACACACCAUUUUCCGAGUGGCCUGAUGUCGUUGAUCCAGCAUUCAAGGAUCUUAUUCGGCAACUCACAAAUUUGGACCCAGCCAAACGAGUGACAGCAUGCCAGGCAUUGGAGCAUCCAUGGUUUCAUGGUGAGUAG